AUGUGCACGUUAGAGAAACGCGGUAACAUUUACAUCCUUACCCUCACCGGCGAUGACGACCACCGGUUGAACCCUACGCUACUUGACUCAAUCAGCGCCGCAGUCCACCGUGUCCGAUCGGAAACCACCACUCCAUCCGCCCUCAUCACCACCGCACACGGCAAAUACUUCUCCAAUGGCUACGACCUCGCCUGGUCUCAGUCCGAUCCGGAUCGGCAUAUCCUUAUGUCCACUAAGCUUAGGUUACUUGUUCGAGACCUAAUCUCUCUCCCGAUGCCUACGAUUGCCGCCGUCUCAGGCCACGCGGCGGCCGGCGGAUUUAUUCUCGCGCAGGCUCACGAUUACGUUCUUAUGAGGAAGGAUAGAGGAUUUCUGUACAUGAGCGAGAUGGAUAUCAAGCUCGUCAUGCCUGAUUGGUUCGUGAAGCUGUUGAAGAACAAGAUCGGAUCUCCGGCAGCAAUACGUGAUGUUUUGCUGAGAGCUGAUAAGGUCACGGCGGAAGUGGCAGUGACGAAGGGGAUCAUUCACUCGGCUCAUGAUAGCGCGGAGGAGACAGUGAAGGCGGCGGUAAGACUUGCGGAGGAGCUGGUGAUGAGAAAAUGGGAUGGACAGGUGUACGGUUGUAACAGGAAAGUUGUGUUUGCAGACGUGUUGGCGGCCAUGAACUUUGACGAGACCGUCGAGGACGUUGCCGGCGCAAAUAUUAUACCAUCCCGGAUUUAG
This is a messenger RNA of Lactuca virosa, 723 nucleotides long. The record is from the annotation of a GenBank genome assembly. NCBI's taxonomy places the organism in Eukaryota, Viridiplantae, Streptophyta, Magnoliopsida, Asterales, Asteraceae.